Messenger RNA from Capsicum annuum, 929 nucleotides. RefSeq names its product glyoxylase I 4. Lineage: Eukaryota; Viridiplantae; Streptophyta; Magnoliopsida; Solanales; Solanaceae. The record is from RefSeq and is a predicted model, not a curated record. The transcript has 4 exons. Bases 100 to 597 code for a protein of 165 amino acids.
CUUUGGUUCUUUAAUUUCUUUCUUGCUUUAAAAUUUUAUUUUUCCUUCAUUUGUUCUUGUCUUUGCUUCUUAAUUUCAUAUAUUUUGUGGAGGGAUACUAUGGAAAAUCCAUUGCAUUUAAAGUCAUUAAAUCACAUAUCAAUAGUUUGUAGAUCUGUUGAAAAAUCACUUGAUUUUUACCAAAAUAUUCUUGGUUUUUUACCAAUUAGGAGGCCUGGUUCUUUUAAUUUUGAUGGAGCUUGGUUGUUUAAUUAUGGAAUUGGGAUACAUCUUUUGCAAUCUGAGGAUCCAGAGAAUAUGCCCAAGAUUAGCAACAUUAAUCCCAAGGAUAAUCACAUUUCCUUUCAGUGUGAGAGCAUGUCAACAGUUGAAAAAAGACUAAAAGAGAUGGAAAUAGAGUACAUUAAGUGUAGAGUUGAAGAAGGUGGCAUCUACAUUGAUCAAAUUUUUUUCCAUGAUCCUAAUGGCACGAUGAUCGAGAUCUGCAACUGCGAUAACUUGCCGGUGAUUCCACUCUCCGGUGGCGAUACAGUUCUCCGGCCAUGCUCAACUCUCCAUUGCAGCUUGCAGCAGCAGAAAGUUCAACAAAUGGUCUAGUAAAAAGAAGUUUAAAACAAGUCGAGAAAAAGGAGCAUGCAUUUAAAAUGCAGCAUUUUAAUUUCCACUUGGUGUUCAAUAUGUUGAAACUCAUUUUGUACUUUUGUGUAUCAUAUUUAGUGAGUGCAUCACCAAGUUUAAUUUGGGAUGUCUUCUUUUUUGGUCUUGUUUUUGUUUAUUUGGAAGUGUUAGGAUUUCAAUAAUCUAUAUAUGUAAAUUGUAUAUCAUAUUAAGAUUGUGGAGUUAAAAAAACUAGACAGAAAAGAAGACGUUGUAUUUGAAGUUGAGGAUUCGCUUCUGAUGUAGUAAGUGAAAAAUUAAGCUUCAUUUUU